Molecule: messenger RNA, 480 nt
Organism: Cooperia oncophora
Lineage: Eukaryota; Metazoa; Nematoda; Chromadorea; Rhabditida; Trichostrongylidae
Source: the annotation of a GenBank genome assembly
AUGAGCACUGGAAAAGUAUUCCAAUGCGACUCUGUCAAAACAAAUCGACUUCAGCGAAAGAAUGGGGGUUCGGCGGAGGCUCCUCCACACAUCAAGGCUUACGAUGCUGCGUUGACGGAUGUCAUCGAAAAAUGGGCAGCCCUAUCAGACGAGCUGGGAGGUGACGUCAAGAUCAUGCGAGAGAAAGUCACUAAUGUGUUCAAUCUACUGAAACUGUUUCUGUGGACAGCUGCUGGCCAAGCUGAGCCAUCGGCUGAUGAGGUUCAGAAACUGUUCUCGCCUAUCUUUAAUCUUCUUUCGGAAAUAAACAGCUUCAAGGAUUCUCGAAGGCAAGCUCCACAAUUCAACCACUUAUCUGCGGUCGCGGAGGGAAUUCCUGCCGUUGGAUGGGUUUUUGUAAAAAAAACUCCUGCUCCUUAUGUCAAAGAGAUGCUCGACUCUUCUAUGUUCUAUAUCAACCGCGUUCUGAAAGAGUUUAAG